UAAAUCUUGCUUUUCUUGAGCAUUCCACUUCUAAAUGCCCUUCAAAUAUUUGAAACUAAACUUAGCUUUUCCUUUUAGUUAUUACAAAAGUAGUUAACUGCAUGUAGCUUGCACCCGCCUCAUCAAAAGCUUCAGAUGACAUAUUUAAAUUAUAUUUUGUUCAAUACUUUUUUCACGCAAGGUUGGUCCUUCAGAAGUUCUUUCCUUGACGGAUGAGGAGUUCAAAACACUUGGGAUCGAAACCAUUGGCGAAAGAGCUAAACUCAGACAACGCUGCAAAGAUUUCAUCUGUGAAUCUAUACCAGAAUCACCAAUUGUCCAACGAGUGAAAAUGUUUCAGUCAAAGAGGCGACGACAGGCAUCAUGGAGGGCUGACAACGGAACCUUCAGAGGUUCGAAAUCAGCAACAAGGAAGAUCAAAUUAGGAUGGAAACACCAAAUCACUGGCUCGUUCAAACUGAUACCUGCAAGUAAGGGAGGGGGUUCCCAUGACAUUGAUGCCGAGAAGCACCUCUCACUGACUGAGCUGGAAAACAAAGUUUGCGAGCUGUAUUUUCCAGAGGGACAGAAUACAGUUCAGGACUUGCUCCUGUCAAAUCUCAAUGUCUAUCUGGCUAAUUUCAGUGGCUCAAAACUGCAGGACACCAUUAAUGGAGAACCCUUCACUGUAGAAUUAUUCUACAAAAGUAGGAAAUCUCACCCAAUUAGGGUGUAUCUUCACACAUACGACAAAAGUGAAAAGACUGUCGACGAAGCUGCUACUGAUCACAUCCUUGUGACACUCAAUCACCCUAAUGCUGAUGAGCAAGAGGUAUAUAUUCAGUUGUCCUGAUAAUUGUUUUGAUGAA
Haliotis rubra (blacklip abalone) is the source of this 848-nucleotide messenger RNA. RefSeq lists its product as uncharacterized. The coding region runs from base 332 to 832 and encodes 166 amino acids. The transcript is spliced from 4 exons. The record is from RefSeq and is a predicted model, not a curated record. NCBI's taxonomy places the organism in Eukaryota, Metazoa, Mollusca, Gastropoda, Lepetellida, Haliotidae.